CUGUCUUGCUGCUCUGACUGAUGACUCGUCACAUGGGAUUCGCUGCCAAGACUUUCUCCGUGGACGCAACGCGCUGAGAGCGCACCGCGGCUUUACCUUUGUCUUUCUUACACACGGUUUUCAAAGUUUCGGUUUACAAACGCGGAUUAUUUAUUGGAGGUGGGAAAAAAAAAAUUACCUAAAGACGUAGUAGGCUACAACCACGAAGCUCUGACUAAGGUGACGAGUGGGCGGUUGAACGCCGGCGUCAGUGCGUAAUACCCGGGGAGCAGGUGGAUGGAGAGGCUGGCGCACGAUGCAGCUUUCCAGCAGGUCAGCGCCGCACCGGAGCGGGUGGACUCCAUGUUCUCUGCCGAAUGACUCUUUGCCACGAUGGACUUGAUAUGAAAAGGAAGUUUUCUGUUUUCAAUUUAAAAAUCUCUCUUGCUCUUUUUCUGUUUCUCUACGCUGGGAUGUGAUACUUGUGGUUCCACGUUAAUGAAAAUCCCCAGUCAUCCCGAUCCCCAGAGCCCCAAACCCUUAGACCCCAAUGUGUCAAAUUCCUCCGUUUAAUCUAACAACUUGAAGUCCCUUUGCCCUCUUUUCAACAGUCUUGCAUGGUAACAUCAAUGCUUUUAAGCAUGUCAUCUCAAACCCACUAAUAUAUACCUUCUACCAACUCCUUUAUGAUUUACAUCUUCACCCGUUGCCAUCUUUAGACACUUGGAACCCUUUGAUAGCCUAAACCCCUCUCAGCCAUCAUGGCCUUUGAUCAGUGGCCCUUUCUCCCGACCCCCCCAAACAUCUCCAUCCCCGAGCCCCUCCUGUACGACAGCUACAUCCAGGGCAAUGAGUCCGACCUGGACCUGAACAUCUCCAAAACCAGGGAGUCUCACCAGGACAAGACCAGCUCCGUGGUCAUCACCUUCAUCUACUUCAUAGUGUGCAGCGUGGGGCUGUGCGGCAACGCCCUGGUCAUAUACGUCAUCCUGCGCUACGCCAAAAUGAAGACGGUGACCAACAUCUACAUCCUGAACCUGGCGGUGGCGGAUGUUCUGUGCAUGAUGAGCCUGCCGUUCAUCGCCCUGCAGCUGGCCCUGGUGCACUGGCCCUUCGGAGAGGUGCUGUGCAGGGUGAUCAUGACUGUUGACUCUCUCAAUCAGUUCACCAGCAUCUUCUGUCUGACGGUGAUGAGCAUCGAUCGGUACUUGGCUGUGGUCCACCCUAUUAAGUCCACAAGAUGGCGGAAGCCCCGCGUGGCCAAGCUCAUUAACCUGACCGUAUGGGGUGUGUCCCUAUUAGUCAUCCUACCUACUUUGAUCUUUAGCGGCCUUAACAAGGUGCCCGUAUGUGGGAUCGUGUGGCCGGAGCCCCAGGAUGUCUAUUACACGGCCUUCAUGAUCUACACCUUCUUCAUCGGGUUCUUCUUGCCCCUGUCAGUCAUAUGUCUGUGCUACCUGCUCAUUAUAGUCAAGGUAAAGUCCUCUGGGAUGCGGGUGGGUUCCACCAAGCGCAAGCGUUCUGAGCGAAAGGUGACCCGGAUGGUGUCCAUCGUGGUGGCAGUUUUCGUCCUCUGUUGGCUGCCUUUCUACAUAUUCAACGUCACCUCCGUCGCCAGCUCCAUCAACCCCACCUCUGCCGUGAAGAGCACCUUCGACUUUGUGGUGGUGCUCGGCUACGCCAACAGCUGCGCCAACCCCAUCCUGUACGCCUUCCUGUCGGACAACUUCAAGAAGAGCUUUCAGAACGUCCUGUGCCUGAAAAAGGUGGCGGGCCUGGACGAGAUUGAGCGCAGCGACAGCAGGGCAGACAGGAGCAGGAUGGUGAACGACGCUAUGAUCGCCAACUUGGAGACUCACAAUGCUGCCCUGCUCAAUGGCGAGCUGCAGACCAGCAUCUGAGACACACCCAGGGAGGCCAGAGGUACAGAGCAGUGGCGCUUGUGGCUUCCAGACUGAUGAGCUGACAGUACACUGCUAGUGACCCCUGUUCAAAGACACGGGGGGCAGGAGGAUGACGUAUGAGCUGCAGCUCAUGGACAUUGACACAUGAACAAAGUCUAAGUGAAGACUAAGAAAAUUCCAAAGGGGUUUCAGAGGUCAGCAAAGGUACACGCCCAAACCUCUAGAUACAUGGGUUAAUGAGGCAACUGGAACUGUUUUGCCCUGAGGCAGUGCAAAAAACUAAUGUUGGCCGAGUGAAGUUAAAUCAAACAUAAAUACGAAGGCUGUUCGUGCUUGCCAGCUUCAGGUUUCUAUCGAGUUGUCAGGCAGACUGAACCAAAAAUGGAAGCAAGACGCAGGACCGGAGAAAUGGAUUGCAUUGGAUCCACUGCAGAAAUAUUGCUGGCUAAUUCACCCAUGGGAGAGAGAGAGAGAGAGAUCUGAGGGGAUCAAGCACCAUCCUCGCUCUCCUUGAUGGAGUUUUAAGAGCUGUGAAGGUGUCAGCAUUGAUUUCUCUGAAUGUGGAAAUACUGCUUAAGAAGUCGGCCAAACAAUGCAGUGGAAAACAGCAAGCACUGUACAUCUAUGGAGACUCUGAAAGAUAAAAAUCAGAAGCCUCAAGCCAAAAGGUGAAAAGCUUCGUGGUCAUGUUUUAUUCAUUCCAGCUGAUUAGCCUGGGUCUUACAUGAUCAACCAGGGAACAAAAUGGCAAAGCCCUCCCAACACACCAAACGGAGGAUGCUCUUUUCUCCCUCUUGCUGUCAUCUCCGCGGGAGGAGCUGCAUUGAUCCGUAAGCUCUCGAAUUCAACAUCCUGGAUUAUUGAUUGAGGUGGAAGGAUGGGAAAACAUCUCGGCCACCGCUCUGACCUUUCUCCCUUUAAAACAGCUUAUACUUUGUAUAUAGCCUAUAAAAUGGUUCUCCUGGGGGAAAGGUCCUGACAUGGACGACUCCAAUUUAAAUUUCUAAGGCAUUUCCUGUUGUGAAAAAAAUCUGUAUUAUUGUGAUGCAUCAAACUAUGUUUGUGACAGCCAUCAUAUGUACUUUGUACUUCACUGUGUCCUGGUCUUAACAGUAAUUGCUAUGCCAGCGGUGCCAUAGUAAGGAGCCCAUUUCUACUUGUAAAGUGCUGUGUUUUGAAUACAUGUUGAAACGUGGUCACUGCACUCAGCUUCACACUUGGUUCAGUCCGCCCGUGCUUGCAAAAAAAAAAAAUUGCCUAAAUUUCAGGAAGAAAUAUGUGUCAUGUAGUCAAAGAGGGAGAGAGAGAAGGAGAUACAGAGAAUGAGAUAAACUUGUAAAGUAUCUACUAAGAACACAACACAUGAAAACAAAUAACUCCACUCGCAUCAUUAGACCAAACAUACGGUCAGCAGGCAGGGUCAAGCUCCAAAGACAAUUGGUCCUAUAUUUCCCAAAAUGCACCUGGAUAGCAUCUUUUAUCAGACCCUCCCAGUCUGUUAAAUGCAGACGUCUUUCAAACGCCACACCCGUGGUCACAAUAGGAACACACGCUCACAGAGAUUUGUGGCAUGCGUGUAGUUACAAUUCCAAGUAAUUUAUAUAAAGACAAAAGUCACUCUCUAGCCAUCCAUAGCUCCUCGCACCCUUUUAUGAGUAGCGCAGAAGGUGAGACGAGUGACCGAUUCUGCACCAAGGAGUCAUACUGACCCGGUGGACUGUGUGUAAUAAUGCGUCACAUCACAAUACCAAAGGCUUUAUGGGUGAAACCCACAACCAGAGACUAUACAUACUAUAUCUUUCUGUGUAUCUGUUGUCUGCAACUAUAAGCUCCUUCAAGCCUGAAGUGCAAGAACUAUUCUCAAAUCAUCCACAGAUAAUUACUUUUGCUCUGUCCUAUCCUGUGUCUGUGUAUCUCUCUCUCUCUCUCUCUCUCUUUCUCUCGCUUGCACGGCUGGUGAAGAAUAAUAUGAGCUGACACACAUUUUACACCCUCCCAAACUCAACAAGCUGAAAUGAACUGAACCAUGCUGAAGGAAACACACCAUGCCUGCCAUUGCCGCUGGCCAUUUUGGGCAUACUUAAUGGACUUAAUGUACUUAAUGGACCAUUCUGAUGUUUAGUAGAUAGUAAAUGUAGCGCUAAAGGGACAGCAGAGGCAAUGAGGCGGGGCCCGUAGUCGCUGCUUCCUUUGUAAUUUUGUGAAAUCAAGACCUAAUUAUCUCUCUGAAAUUAUGUCAUAUUCUAAAAAAAAAAAGAAGGAAUUUGGGUUCAUCGCUCUUUGUCUGUGGGCACAAUUCAGCACCAAAUGUUGCAUUUGUCCUGAUUUCUGUCUGGUUCCUGCCACUGUAUAGUGUACAGAAGAGAGGAAGAAGCGGAGGAAUGGGGAAACCUCUGCCUUCUUGCGCUCUUGUUUCUUUUUUUAUGGAAACACAAGUUCAUUUGCGAAGGGCUAGAACGUGCACUCCUGAGGAUGCACCGUUCAAUGUUAACUCAGUAUUUGUGGUAUCCUCUGCUUGUUUGUGUGCAUGGGGAGGGGCUGCGUAUCCCACCUUCUGUAUCCCCCCACUAACCAAAACCAGUGUUACACACUUACUGGGGGGGGGGGGGGGGGGGGGGCACCUUUUUCUUUGCAAGAUAUACUCUCAGAAAAAAAGAUUUUUUUGUUGUGAUUAGCUGCAAAUGAAUGAUUCUAUUUGGUCAAAGAAAUACAAUUAUGUAUGGGUUUUCAAAAAUACAGAUUUCCCAUCAUCUUAACUAAUCCAAAUUUUAGCCAAGCUGGUUGUAACUUACAAGCUUGUUUCUGACAGUGUACAGCCGUGGAUAUGUACUUUUCUGUGCAGUGACUUUUAUCUAUGGGCCUUGGAACUUUCAUCAAUAGACAGCAAAACAACAUUUUGACCGGUUUCUCCCAAAAGCCAAAGAACCAAAGGCCUUUGUACUGUACAGACAUGUUGGUAACUAAAACAUAACAGAGUAUAUCAUCUUUAGUUCUAUAUUUUCCCCAGCUUAUAUAGCUUAUGUUUGUGUGAUAUAAUGUCAGAAGCAGAUGUUUAUUUGUGACUGUUGCAUAGAAUAUAAUGUGAUCAUUGAUUGUAAUGGACAGGCCAAUGUCCUUGUCUCUGCAAUUAAAAUGCAGGCAAGUUUCUGCUCCCAUGGUCAA
Anarrhichthys ocellatus (wolf-eel) is the source of this 5045-nucleotide messenger RNA. RefSeq names its product somatostatin receptor type 2-like. Bases 741 to 1880 code for a protein of 379 amino acids. The transcript has 4 exons. Gene Ontology annotation, molecular function: somatostatin receptor activity; neuropeptide binding. The record is from RefSeq and is a predicted model, not a curated record. Gene Ontology annotation, cellular component: plasma membrane; neuron projection. Gene Ontology annotation, biological process: cellular response to estradiol stimulus; cellular response to glucocorticoid stimulus; neuropeptide signaling pathway. NCBI's taxonomy places the organism in Eukaryota, Metazoa, Chordata, Actinopteri, Perciformes, Anarhichadidae.